UGGUUCAUGAAGAGGGGCGAGUACGCUGACUACAUGAGCAUGAUGGGAUGGAGAGACUGCAUCAGGUCUUGCCGUAUGAUCCCCAUGCACAGAGGCCAGUUCAGGAUGAAGAUCUACGAGAGGGAGAACUUCGGUGGUCAGAGUCAUGAGCUGAUGGACGACUGUGACAACAUCAUGGACCGUUACCGUAUGUCCGACUGCCAGUCCUGCCACGUGAUGGACGGCCACUGGCUGAUGUACGAGCAGCCCCACUACAGAGGCAGGAUGAUGUACAUGAGGCCUGGAGAGUACAGGAGCUUCAGGGACAUGGGCAUGAGCGGCAUGAGGUGGAUGAGCAUGAGGCGCAUCAUGGACUCUUGCUAAUAAAUGCUCACUAAAUCUUCACUGAACGUAUCAAAUGCUACUGAAUAAAGCAAGUUGCUGCACUA
Molecule: messenger RNA, 428 nt
Organism: Micropterus dolomieu (smallmouth bass)
Lineage: Eukaryota; Metazoa; Chordata; Actinopteri; Centrarchiformes; Centrarchidae
Product: gamma-crystallin M2-like
Exons: 2
Coding region: 7-363 (118 amino acids)
Biological process (GO): lens development in camera-type eye; visual perception
Molecular function (GO): structural constituent of eye lens
Source: RefSeq, a predicted model, not a curated record